Molecule: messenger RNA, 1326 nt
Organism: Zeugodacus cucurbitae (melon fly)
Lineage: Eukaryota; Metazoa; Arthropoda; Insecta; Diptera; Tephritidae
Gene: ATP6AP2
Product: ATPase H(+)-transporting accessory protein 2
Exons: 4
Coding region: 119-949 (276 amino acids)
Cellular component (GO): membrane; external side of plasma membrane
Molecular function (GO): signaling receptor activity
Source: RefSeq, a predicted model, not a curated record
UUCCACAUCUGAAAAGAAAUCCACACUUUGACUUGUGACAUUGUUGUUGUUGUAUUUCAGCCGUCCGUUGUAGUUGUCAUAUGAUCAAUUUUCAUUGAGGGCCAGGAAUAAAGAAAAUAUGUUGCGAAUUUGUGCAUUGCUAACGUUCUGCAUUUUAGCAGUUAAUGCCGAUGGCACCUUUUGGGCGAUAAGAGCACGAGAUGAUCUCUUUAAACCCGUACCAAAUGUUCUGCCAGGCGAACAGGUGGGCGAUGUUAUCAAGGCAAUCAGAGGUUUGGCUGUAUCAGACACCGCCGAUUUUCCUGGUCUUGUGAUUAAUGAUCCCUUCGGACUACCAAACAAAGUAAUCGUUGUAGAUGUGGUCGGCUUGAAUGAACUUCCCCUGGGCGAGGAGAACGUAAGUUAUAAGAUUGAAGGCAAAUCUGUAUCAGCCUCAUUAGAAGACCUGAAACUAAGUUCAACAGAAGAUCCCUCAGAUUGUGACAUUAACAUUGCAAGUUCCCAGGAGAAUGAAUUGAGCAACUGCCUUUUGAAAUCCGAUAAGGAAUUCGUUUACGCAAAAAUCGAUCUAUCCAAAUUGGAAAAUGAGGCUGAGAAAUCGAAAGCAGUUUCGGCGUUGACCAACGAACUUAUUAGUGUAGAGCGAAAACUGAAAGGCGAUUCCUCGUUACAAUCAGUGUUGGCUGUAAUUGUUAGUCAUGAAGAUGACAAAGAUAGUAACUUGUCGCGUAAACGACGUGAUACUCUACCUGGAUCCAAAACUAACGCUUACAACCUUGCUGCCUACUACGAUCAAAACUACCCAGUAAUUUUCAACAUUAUUCUAUGGUUCAUGGUUGCUUUGGGUCUUUCGUUGUUGGCCGUUUGCUACGCCAUUGCCGAUAUGGAUCCCGGCAGAGACUCGAUUAUUUACAGAAUGACUUCAACAAGAAUGAAGAAAGAUAAUUAAAUAAUUAUUUCUCUAUAGCUAAUAUUGUUAUUAUACUCUAAAUUCAUUCUGAAUAUUUCAAAGCCAACGCCGAAUCAGCAGAGUAUAUAAGAAAUAAUUGUAAACGUUAAAAAUAGUAGUAUUAUAAUAUUUUGAAGGUUAUUUUAAAGAAAUAGCGGUUCCAUAGAUUGGCUUUAUUUGGAACAUUUAAUUAUUUAAACAUUCUUUUUGAACAAUUCUUGUUUUUCUGCCUACCUCCAAGUAAUACAAGUGUGUGUGUGUGUUGUUUACUUAUUGAAAGUCCAUCAGUAAGAUUUAAUUCAACGAGGUAGUGCAUGUAUUAUAUUUCCCACAAAUAAAUGUUUAGCGGUGGUUAUUAAAUAAGCACUUAAAAAGAA